GUUCCAUGGUUCAUCGGUGAGGUGGAGGACAGUUGCAACGACCUGUGCCAGUUCAAGGGCUACCCAGGUUGCGACACAGAGAAGACAGCGGAGCUCGUCAACGAGCCGAACAUGUCGGAGGAUCGUUGGUUCGUGGGGGACUCACAAGACACUUGCAACGAUCUGUGCCAGUUCAAGGGCUACACGAGUUGCGAUGCCGAGAAGACUGCGGAGCUGAUCAGGCGGCCGAGAGUGUCACGGGUGAUGGACUUCUUGAACACCAGCUGCGCAUCUUUUGGCACCAGUCCGUUGAACAACCUCUUCCCGGCAUACACCGAUAACAAGAGGUGCUACUUCAUGUCAGGAACCCUUGAUUGCGACGCGGAUCGCGUGGGGUAUCGGCCCAUAUGCCAUUGCAGCAACACUACCUCAACGACGACACUGGCCCAUUGGUUCGUGGGUGAGGUGGAAGACAGUUGCAACGACCUGUGUCAGUUCAAGGGCUACACCGGCUGCGAUGCCGAGAAGACCGGAGGACUCGUGAG
Symbiodinium necroappetens is the source of this 524-nucleotide messenger RNA. NCBI's taxonomy places the organism in Eukaryota, Dinophyceae, Suessiales, Symbiodiniaceae. The record is from the annotation of a GenBank genome assembly.